AUACAGUUAUAUAUCCUUCUAUUCCCACUUUGUCCAUUGAUUCACAGAGACAUAGACACCUUAACACCACAAAUUAAUAAUGGCCACCGCCGGCGCCGCCGCCACGUCAUACUUCUUCGGCACACGCCUCACAACCUCAACCCCAUCUUCGGGAAGGUUCCACGCCCUCUUCAACCUCGGCACCAAGAAGGCACCACCAUCUCCACCACAGAAGAAGAAGGAGCCUGCGAAGCCGGCAAAGGCGGCGAAGCCAUUCUCCUCCGGUGACCGUCUCGUGUGGUUCCCGGGCGCACAGCCACCAGAAUGGCUCGAUGGAUCAAUGAUCGGAGACCGCGGAUUUGAUCCCUUUGGGUUCGCGAAACCCGCAGAGUACCUUCAGUUCGAUUUGGACUCGCUGGACCAAAACCUGGCGAAGAACGAGUAUGGCCAAAUCAUCGGAACAAGGAUUGAGACCUCAGACGUGAAACCGACGCCAUUUCAACCGUACUCGGAGGUUUUUGGAAUUCAGAGGUUCCGUGAGUGUGAACUUAUUCAUGGAAGGUGGGCCAUGCUUGGUGCUCUUGGUGCUUUGGCCGUUGAAGCUUUGACCGGUGUUGCGUGGCAAGAUGCUGGGAAGGUAGAGCUAGUGGAAGGAUCAUCAUACUUGGGACUACCACUUCCAUUCUCACUAACAACACUGAUAUGGAUUGAAGUGUUAGUGAUUGGAUACAUUGAGUUCCAAAGAAAUGCAGAGCUUGACCCAGAGAAAAGGCUAUACCCUGGAGGCAAGUUCUUUGACCCACUUGGAUUGGCAAAUGACCCUGAAGAGAAGGCAAGGCUUCAACUUGCUGAAAUCAAGCACUCUCGUUUGGCCAUGGUUGUCUUUCUCAUCUUUGCAAUUCAAGCUGCCACAACAGGGAAAGGACCCAUCAGUUUCAUUGCUACCUUCAACAAGUGAGAAACAAAUCACACGUAACUUUAGCUCCUCAUUAUUCAACCUUAUUGUACAAUUUUUUGUUGAUUUCUUUUCUGUACACCAAGAAAUGAGAACUACUGCUAUGUAUAACUUUAAAACUUUGUGUUAAUGAUGAUGUAUGUAUCUAUGUACUUUGUUGACUUUUGUAUUAAUACUAUAUAGAUUUAAUUUUAA
Molecule: messenger RNA, 1129 nt
Organism: Arachis ipaensis
Lineage: Eukaryota; Viridiplantae; Streptophyta; Magnoliopsida; Fabales; Fabaceae
Gene: LHCB4.3
Product: light harvesting complex photosystem II
Biological process (GO): photosynthesis, light harvesting
Cellular component (GO): membrane
Source: RefSeq, a predicted model, not a curated record